GUGACGUCACGCCGGGUACUCUGCGGACCGGCGGCCCCGGGGACUCGGCUCCGCUUCCGGUCGCCGGGCGGGACGGGCCGCCCUGUCAGAGCGGCCGACUCGGGAGCCGCUGCCGGCCCCGCCAUGACCCGGUGGGCUCGGCGAAAUGGCCCUCCCGGAGAGAAGGCGCUGGAGGCCACCCCGUGGGAGGAGAUGGCGAACGGCCCCGAGGGGCGGGGGGGCCGGGCCGGGCCGCUCUCCCUGAAGAAGGAGCAAGAGAAGAGGAAGAAGAAGAACAAGAAGAAGAAGGACUACCUGAACGAAGACGUUAACGGGUUCGCGGCCUACCUGGAAGAAAGCUCGCGGGGUGGAAAGGUGGCCGAGGCAGACAGUGCUGAGUUGGAGAAGGACGUAGCAAUAGCCUUGAAGAAGGACAAGCGGCGGGAGGAUAGAAGGCUGAAGAGGCAAGAAAUGAAGAAAAAUGCCAUGGUAUGUUUCCACUGUAGAGAACCUGGCCAUGGUGUUGCUGAUUGUCCUGCAGUACUUGAAAGUCAAGAUAUGGGUACAGGAAUCUGUUACCGCUGUGGAUCCACAGAACAUGACAUCAGCAAAUGCAAAGCAAAAGUAGAUCCAGCUGUUGGGGCGUUUCCAUAUGCAAAAUGUUUCAUCUGUGGUGAGAUGGGGCAUCUGUCAAGGUCGUGUCCAGAUAAUCCCAAAGGAUUGUAUGCCGAAGGUGGCUGCUGCAAACUUUGUGGCUCUGUGGAGCAUUUCAGAAAAGACUGUCCGGAAAAACAGAACGCAGAUCAGGUUACGGUUGGGCGAUGGGCCAGUGGAAUGAGCGCAGAUUAUGAAGAAAUUACGGAAACACCAAAGCUGCAAAAACCAAAAGUGAAAGUACCCAAAGUCGUUACUUUUUGAAGGCCUCUUGGCUCUAAACUACAGUUAGCCCGUGCUGCUUCACUCCAGAGUCAGGACUGCACAGCGUGGACUGCUGGUUCCAGAAAAUCAAGCGGACUGUUGCAGCUAAAUUAUUAUUUUUUUUGUACUCUCCAUUUUUCCAGUUUGCCUCCCAGGCUCACCUAGCUUACCGGAAAGCUGCAAACAACAGAAAUGCAGCCAACUGGGUAUUUUAUUUUUGUAUAUCUCUGCUGUAAUAAAGCCUUCCCUCUGAUUCACAUUCCUUCUCACUACCAGCUCGCUGGAGAGGAGAAUUGGCUGCUUCUUGUAAUGGGGAUCUGGUUCCAGUAACCAAACAGGGUAUCUGUGUUUUAUCACAGACGUCUGUGACCACUGGAUUUUGGUGGUCAGUACUGUUACCUUAGGAGUGCUGUUGUUACUUAUUGGAGAUAAACACAGUCAUACUGGUCUUAUUAAAAGCAUUUCUCUAUUUCUCUGAAAGGCACUGUGGGUAUUUUCUGAAGACUCUUGUUGGGUUCUGGUUUGGUUUUGCCCUUCUCUUUUUAGAAAGAAUGAUUUCUUGCCCUGUAUGUGCAAGCUUUGAGCAGUCUUUUAGUGAAGUUAUCAGGUAAACGCUACAGCCUGUAGAGUUUGGGGUGCAAUUACCACUACUCAGCUAAAUAUGUACAUGCAUUAACCCUAUUGUUUAUGCAUGUUGGAUUGUUUGAGUAUUUGUUCACUAAUAGAAACAGAAUCAUGCCCUUCCUCUGAUAUCUGUGGUGAAACAUACCUGAAAAAGAAUUGGAGGGCAAGUGAGCAGCUUGAUUAGUUUCUUUACUUUUUUCAAGGAAAGUGCUCAAAAAAUCUUUGGUGUUUCUGUCCCUUGGUAUGUUGGCAGUAAACUUUGGUUUGUAUUACACACGCCUGCUUAAUGGCAGAUUUAUUUAUUUAUUUUUAAAUGGAGACUGCAGCCUUGGAGAAUCUGACACAUAUUAAAAAUAAGUUACAAACUUAUGGAGUUCCUGCAGUGGCUCAGGAAUGGAGUAACUCCAGGGUCUCUGUGCCGUGCCCCACUGUGCAGGGCGGGCAGGCACCCACCACCCCAGGCAUCUUGGUCUCAACUGCAGCUCUGGUGGCCAUUGGAUAAAUGCGGUACUUUCCUGUGCCUAAAAUCUGAAAUGUGCCUUCUAGAAACUUCAGCUUGUGUUGUACAGUAAUGAGCAACAGUCCUUGGGGGAGAGCUACACCGUGGUAAAGCUAGGGCUUCUAAAGAAUUAAUUUACCUUUUUAAUAAACGUCUUAAUGGUACAUAGACCGCCUUGGUGAGAAUACCAAGAGAGUAAACUUGAGCUCAGGACCAGGUUUUGAGGUGCUUAGGACCUGCCACUGAAACCAUGGGUUGGGAACGUACUUUUCUUA
Messenger RNA from Chroicocephalus ridibundus (black-headed gull), 2295 nucleotides. It is a transcript of the gene ZCCHC9, whose product is annotated as zinc finger CCHC-type containing 9. The record is from RefSeq and is a predicted model, not a curated record. Lineage: Eukaryota; Metazoa; Chordata; Aves; Charadriiformes; Laridae. The transcript is spliced from 6 exons. Gene Ontology annotation, cellular component: nucleolus. Gene Ontology annotation, molecular function: nucleic acid binding; zinc ion binding. The coding region runs from base 124 to 897 and encodes 257 amino acids.